AUGAGCAAACUACUUGUAUGCUUUUUGAUAUUUUGCAAUGUAGCUCUGUCAAAUAGUAUUUGGUAUGGCCAAACAACUUUUAAUGUGCUUCAAUUUGAUGCUGUUGGAGACGGCCAAACUGAUGAUUCUGAAGCUUUCUUGAAAGCAUGGGAAGCUUUAUGUGGAGCAACUGAAGCUAAUGAUACAGGGACACCAACGCUUGUAGUACCAGCAGGGAAAACAUUCCUUUUGCAACCUAUAAAAUUCUCGGGUCCUUGCAAAUCCAACUCUGUCCAUGUUCAGAUUUUGGGGAAAAUUGUGGCACCCAACACUCUACUUGCAUGGAAAGAGUGUAAAGAAUUCUGGAUAUCUUUUUCGGAGGUCACCAAUCUCACCAUUAAUGGAACUGGAGAAAUUGAUGGCAAUGGUAAACCUUGGUGGAGCAAAGCUAGGCAACUUCACCAUGUUGCUAUACACUUCUACAAAUGUGAUUAUCUUCAAUUAAGGGGACUCAAACAUCUUGACAGUCCAAAAGCACAUAUUACUAUAAACAAUUGCAACAAUGUUAGUGUCUCCAACCUUCAUAUUAUUGCACCUGAAGAUAGCCCCAACACAGAUGGAAUUGACAUCUCCAUGUCAACCUUUGUCAAUAUCCGUAACUCCACAAUUGGAACUGGUGAUGAUUGUAUUGCUCUUAAUAAUGGCUCAUCACAUAUCAAUAUCACCAGCAUUGUCUGCGGACCAGGUCAUGGAAUUAGUGUGGGAAGCUUAGGUGAAGAUGGAGCUUAUGAGACGGCAGAAGAGGUUCAUGUGCGAAACUGUACUUUCAAUGGUACAAAGAACGGAGCUAGAAUUAAGACAUGGCAGGGCGGUUCUGGAUAUGUCAAAGGGAUAUCAUUUGAGAAUAUCACACUAAUAGGAGCUAAAAACCCUAUUAUCAUCGACCAAUAUUACUGUGAUAAAAAUGGACACAAUUGCAAACCUUCAGCUUCGGCAGUAAAUGUAAGUAAUGUGAUUUACAGAGGGUUUCAAGGAACUUAUGCAAAUGAGGAGGAAGCGAUUAUAUUUGAUUGCUCCAACACUCCAGGUUGUCAAAACGUAACCAUGAACCAAAUCAACAUCACCUCCACACUUGAUCCUGGAAAGAACAUUUCUGCCGCUUGCAAGAAUGUAAAUGGAACUUUUGACCCUGCUGUCCCUUGCUCACUAUGGGCCUAUCUGCACCCUUGA
Molecule: messenger RNA, 1209 nt
Organism: Prunus persica (peach)
Lineage: Eukaryota; Viridiplantae; Streptophyta; Magnoliopsida; Rosales; Rosaceae
Product: probable polygalacturonase At3g15720
Exons: 8
Coding region: 1-1209 (402 amino acids)
Biological process (GO): carbohydrate metabolic process
Molecular function (GO): polygalacturonase activity
Source: RefSeq, a predicted model, not a curated record